Molecule: messenger RNA, 884 nt
Organism: Balaenoptera musculus (blue whale)
Lineage: Eukaryota; Metazoa; Chordata; Mammalia; Artiodactyla; Balaenopteridae
Gene: MRPL55
Product: mitochondrial ribosomal protein L55
Exons: 3
Coding region: 303-803 (166 amino acids)
Biological process (GO): translation
Cellular component (GO): mitochondrial large ribosomal subunit
Molecular function (GO): structural constituent of ribosome
Source: RefSeq, a predicted model, not a curated record
GCACCAAACAGAUGUGAUGGUGGCCACUGUCCUAUUCAGAGCCUGCGGGCCAGCCAUGGAGAAGAUCAUGGCCUUCCUUCUCUUACCACCAGAACUGCCUCCCCGUCUGUGUGUUCCUCUCACUCCCUGGUCUCCCCCAAGUGAGCAGUAUUGAUGGAGGAGAAAAUGAAUGCAGGUUUUGAAUUGUUUCUGUGGAAUCUAGGGAGAGGGAUGUGGCACCUGAAGCUGUGGGUUAGUAUGAAGAUGGAGAAGGGACUCCGGCUGCAGCGUUCCCAGGAGGGCCCUCAUGCUGGAGAAGGUUCAUGUUGGAACUGCAACUGCUGUUUGGUGGGAAAACAUCCACUCUUUCCCCUCAAGGGUUGACUCCAGCCCCUUCCAGAAGCCUCCUGAGUCACCAACCCCAGGUUCUCCAGAGCGGCUGUGUCCUGGGCUCCCUGGUGCUGCUUAGCCUGCUCUGGCAGCGUGUGGUGACAGGGGCUGCCCUUGAGAGCCACCGCCAACUGUAUAUGUCCUCCCGGCGGGCUGAUUGCAACAGAGCCUCGCUCACUCGAGUGCACCGGCAGACCUACGCACGCCUCUACCCUGUGCUCCUGGUCAAGCAGGAUGGUUCCACCAUCCACAUCCGCUACCGGGAGCCUCGACGGAUGCUCACAAUGCCCGUGGACCUGGACUCUCUGUCCCCAGAGGAGAGGCGUGCACGGUUCCGGAAACGAGAGGCCCAGGUCAAAGAGAAGGAGGAGGAACCAGAGCUCGGUGACGACUUUGAUGUGGAGCAGUACAAGCAGUUUUGGACCAAAAAGUGAUGGUGCCUGGAAGCUGCUCUGACCGAGGGGGAUGCUAUGGAGCAGGGAGGGGCAUGUGUCUUUAAACCAUGUGUUCACGAA